AUGAAUGAUGACAGGCUAAAGAACGAGAGCCGUAAGGGAGAUGCAAGAAGACCAGAACGGAAAACUAAGGUCAAAGACGAGUUCAAAGACAUUUCCAUAUACUUCUCCAAAGAAGAAUGGGCAGAGAUGGGAGAAUGGGAGAAAAUCCGCUAUAGAAACGUGAAAAGGAAUUAUAAAAUGCUGAUUUCUAUAGGUCUCAAAGCCCCUCAACCAGCUUUCAUGUGUCACCAAAGACAAGCAAUCAAGCUCCAGAUGGGUGACAGUGAGGAUUCUGAUGAAGAAUGGACACCUAGGAAGCAAGUCAAUCCUCCUCGGGUGGCCUUCAGAGUGGAGCAAACUAAACAACAGAAGGGAAUGCCCAGAGUUCCAUUAAGUGAUGAAUCUAGUUUGAAGAAACUGUCAGGAACAGCAAAUUUGCUGAAUACAAGUGACUCAGAACAUGACCAGAAACUGGUAUCCUCUCCUGGAGAAGCAAGUACAUCUGGACAGCACUCUGGACGAAAAUUGGAUAAGAAACUCACAAGAAAAUAUGUUGAAGCAAAGAUGUACAGCCUGCGAGAAAGAAAGGGUCGUGCAUAUGAAGAGGUCAGCGAGCCCCAGGAUGAUGACUACCUCUAUUGUGAGAAAUGUCAGAAUUUCUUCAUCAACAGUUGUCCUAUCCAUGGACCUCCUAUAUUUAUAAAGGACAGUUUGGUGAACAAGGGACAUCCCAACUGCUCAGCCCUCAGUCUUCCCCCUGGGCUAAGAAUCAGACCAUCAGGCAUCCCUGAUGCUGGCCUUGGUGUAUGGAAUGAGGCAUCUGAUCUGCCAGUGGGUCUGCAUUUUGGUCCCUAUGAGGGCCAGAUCACUGAGGAUGAAGAGGCAGCCAACAGUGGAUAUUCAUGGAUGAUCACCAAGGGGAGAAACUGCUAUGAAUAUGUGGAUGGAAAGGAUGAGUCCCAAGCCAACUGGAUGAGGUAUGUGAACUGUGCCCGUGAUGAUGAGGAACAGAACCUGGUGGCCUUCCAGUAUCAUAGGCAGAUCUUCUACCGAACCUGCCGGGUGAUCAGACCAGGCAGUGAGCUUCUAGUCUGGUACGGGGAUGAGUAUGGCCAGGAACUGGGCAUCAAGUGGGGCAGCAAGAGGAAGAAAGUGUUCACAGAAGGCAGAGGUGGGUACAACUAUGAUUCCUUAAAAAGAAACAAAGAA
Messenger RNA from Jaculus jaculus (lesser Egyptian jerboa), 1188 nucleotides. RefSeq names its product histone-lysine N-methyltransferase PRDM9-like. NCBI's taxonomy places the organism in Eukaryota, Metazoa, Chordata, Mammalia, Rodentia, Dipodidae. The transcript is spliced from 9 exons. Gene Ontology annotation, biological process: regulation of DNA-templated transcription; positive regulation of reciprocal meiotic recombination. The annotation marks the transcript as partial. The record is from RefSeq and is a predicted model, not a curated record. Gene Ontology annotation, molecular function: recombination hotspot binding; histone H3K36 methyltransferase activity; protein binding. Gene Ontology annotation, cellular component: nucleus.